This is a messenger RNA of Juglans regia (Persian walnut), 1362 nucleotides long. RefSeq names its product dof zinc finger protein DOF5.3-like. The coding region runs from base 117 to 1100 and encodes 327 amino acids. NCBI's taxonomy places the organism in Eukaryota, Viridiplantae, Streptophyta, Magnoliopsida, Fagales, Juglandaceae. The transcript is spliced from 2 exons. Gene Ontology annotation, molecular function: DNA binding; DNA-binding transcription factor activity. Gene Ontology annotation, biological process: regulation of DNA-templated transcription. The record is from RefSeq and is a predicted model, not a curated record.
CCCUACUAUUCUUUUACACCCACAAAUGACUGGCCAACAACAAAGCCAUAUAACGUCUGAUCAAUUUACAAAGCUUGUUUUUGGAUUGUUGUAGAUCUACAAGGAAGAGAUUAAAGAUGAUCCAAGAACUGUUGGGAGGUGCAAGCCUUAAUAUAGCUGGAGAGAGGAAAAUCUCAACUAAUGGGGGAGUUUUACAAGCCAUACCUUCUUCUUCAAUAUCUCCUGCAGUACUGCCCUCUUCUUCUUCCUCCUCAACAACGAGUACUACUACUGCUACGACCACUACAACAACCUCGAAUUCAGAUAACCAAAACUUGAGGUGUCCACGAUGUGAUUCAUCCAACACAAAGUUUUGUUACUAUAACAACUACAACCUCACUCAGCCUCGCCACUUCUGCAAGACAUGUCGCCGGUAUUGGACAAAAGGAGGUGCACUCAGGAAUGUUCCAAUUGGAGGUGGAUGCCGAAAGAGCAAGAGUCCUACUAUCUCAACAUCUGUUGGAAAAUCAAGCUCUGGCAGGAUGAAGAGCAUCUCUUCUGAGAUUGGAAGAUCAGGCCUGGGAUGUGGGUUUGAUCCUGAGCUCUCAACGGGCCCAAUUCUGUGGGGUUCGCCUCAGAAUUCUCAUCUCUUGGCCUUACUGAGAUCUACUCAAAACCCUAACCCUAAUCCUUUUUCUAAUUCUGUUAAUGUAAAGGAGGAGGGAAAUAUGAUUGGAUCACACAUGAUGACUGAACCAGCAGUCACAGCAGGUGGAUUAAAUGCUCGGACCCUGGGCUUGGAUCCUCUUGGCCAGGUCCCUUCUCUUGGUCUAUGUGGCUCUUUCUGGAGAAAUAAUCAACAUCAAGCUCAACAGCAAAAUGGCCUAGUAAUUGGUGAAGUUCAAAACAGUGGGAUUCAAGAACUGUAUCAGAGGCUUAGAUCAUCAACUAAUUACUAUGCUGAUCACUCAUCAGUAGUCCUGGGCAACGUGGCUUCUUCAUCUAAUUCAUCUUCCUCAUCCAUUUUGGAGUCAGCUUCGCUUGCUGGGGGUGAAUUGGGGUACUGGAAUCCUACCUUUUCUUGGUCUGAUCUCCCAACAACAAAUGGUGCAUAUCCUUGAAAAUCUUUCCUAGCUUUUUCUCUCUUUUUUACUUUUUUUUCCGUUCAUAUGCUAGGACUAGCUAGCUGCCUCUGGUGCACCUGUGCUUGUUUGGAUUGUGGAAUAUUAAAGUACGUGACUGUAGCAUCAAUCUUUAUCUUUAUCUGUUUUUUUUUUUUUUCCUUUUUUGCCGUGUGUGUGCUUUCAGGUGUGUUUAACUUAUGAGACUGUACCAAUGACCAAGAAGAUUAAUAUGGAAAAUGUUAGGUGUUUCGCAAUACUU